AUCAAAGCAGAACGAGAAUUGAAGUACGGAGACAACAGGAGACAAAACCAAAACAACAAACAACAGGAUCAGAACAAAUACAACCGGAAAAAACACGACCACUUCAAAAACAACAAAAAACCAAAACACAAGCACCCAGAAUCGGUCUCGGUGUGAGCCUAUGGAAGAACACCGUGUCGAUUCCAACAAAUUUUGCAGUCAAGCCUUCAAAUCGGCCCCAAAGGUGAGAACAGCUCCUUGAGUAUUUAAAAACACCCUUCUCACGCACAUCAGCCGCACGGAACUGAAUGCGCCGGAUAAUACUUUUUGUUUGGCCCGUGACGUAGAUAUUGACCCAGAAUAUCGCCUACCAGCUUGUCUGCAUGCGCGGUCCUGUACCUCGGCUGUUGCAAUCGAGCCGAAGAUAAAUACCAGAUGUAGGCCCAAUUCGGGUCCAGAAACAGACCUGUCUCUUUCGCUACGCUGGGGCAAAAACCAGAGACAUGGACUUGGAUAUAGCUUUGAAUCAGUUUUCGGGCAUUGGCGACGUCGCCCCGCCCCGGGAAAUCGAGGUCCAGACAUCCUCCGGAGUUAAUGGCACGCUUGCAGUGCCUCACUCGGUGGACAAGGCGGAUUUUUUGCAGUUGGGCUAUGCGCCGCCCACCCACAAAAUGGCGGUCAUUUUGCACGGCCAGGGCGGCCACCGCAACUACUGCUACCAGAAAAAGUUGGCGCACAAGUUGGCCGCGGAGUUGGGCAUGUACUCCCUCAGAAUCGACUUCCGGGGCUGCGGGGCACUGGCCGAUGUGGCCGAUUUGGCCGUCGGCAGAACCCUCCAGCUGGACGUCCAGGAUAUCCAGGCCGCCGCGGAGCUUGUUGUGGACGCUCGUAAAAACCCACUCAAUAUCUGUUUCGACUUGCUGGCCAUAGUGGCGCAUUCCAGAGGUUCGUUGGCCAUGUUUCUCUGGGCCGUGGAACAGGAGAAUCUCUUGCAAGACCCGCGCACCGCGGCACGUGCUAUCGCCGUUCCAAACCUCAUCAACUGCUCCCUGAGAUUCCGCCUGUUCACGGUGCUCGACCGCUAUCCGAUCCACGAAAAGGGGUUCGAGUGGAUGGAGCAAAAAGCACUCAGGCACGGCGAAAUGAGGCACGUGCGGAUCACCAACGACGAGCUCCAGUCGCUCGCGUCGGCCGACACGGCGCAGUUUGCCUGCUUGUCCCCGCAAUGGGCUGUUUUGAGCAUCUACGGGACAGAGGACACCAUCAUCUCGAAACAGGACUGCGCGUACUACGCCAACAUCUUCAACCGGGGCCCUUACACGCACCACUUGGAGCUUAUCGACGGCGCGGACCACAACUUCUACGGGGUCAAGCCCAUGGAGCACGGCGCGGAAAUGCCCGUCUCAAACCCGCACAACUUGCCGCUUCUGAAGAACAAGGUCAUCAACUACAACUAUGUGGUGUGCGCCAUGGUGGUGAAGUAUCUCCGGCCGGACCAGGAGUUGCGCCGGUUCCAGGCCAUGUCGCGCCACAUUGGCGGCUUUCCCCGUGUCAAGCAUGUCGAUGGCAUCUCCAACUUCCGGGACUUGGGCGGCUGGAGAGUGUACAAGCCCACGUUCCAGACCCAGCUGGAACUGGCCUGCAAGUACUUUGUGCGUCCCAACCUCAUGUACCGCUGUGCCAACCCAGCCGGCGUCACCGAAGCAGGCUACAAGACGCUCCAGGACUUGGGUGUGAAGGCUAUAUUCGACCUUCGUUCAGAGGAUGAAUGCGCCAAAGACGGCAUUCCCGAGGACCUUGUUUCCGUGGGAAUUGAGCGCAUCCACGCGCCAGUUUUCAAGCACGAGGAUUACUCCCCCGAGGCCAUUGCUCUCCGCUUGUCCCACUUGAUCACGUCCUGGCACACAUAUGUGCAGAUCUACGCCCAGAUCUUGCAAAGGGGAGAGGACCUGUUCCGUACAAUGUUCGAGCAUCUUCGAGACAAGCCCCACACACCGCUUUUGUUCCACUGUACUGCGGGGAAAGACCGCACGGGUGUCUUUGGCAUGUUGGUGCUCCUUCUCGCGGGUGUGGAUAAGUUCACGAUUUCGAAGGAAUACGCGUUGACCACGUAUGGUUUGGUGCCUGACCAUGCGCGGAUCAGAGAGAGGUUUUUGGCGGGCAUGAAGAAGACACAGAGCGGGGAACAAGGCGAGGCCUUGGCGCAAAUGAUCCUCCAGGGCCGCAAAAAUUGGUCCAUCGAAGUGGACGGCUUCAACAAUCUCAUCAGCUCUCGUGCCGAGGCAAUGCUUGCUACUAUCGAGCUUUUGGACACUGAGUAUGGUGGCGUUCUCGGCUACAUGGAAAAACACUUGAAGUUCUCCAAAGAAGACAUCGAGGCUAUUUUCUGCAAUAUUAUGGCCAAGCCAGACGCGUCGGUGACUCCGACAGCGUGGCCAAGUUAUGACUAG
This is a messenger RNA of Metschnikowia bicuspidata var. bicuspidata NRRL YB-4993, 2429 nucleotides long. RefSeq lists its product as uncharacterized. Gene Ontology annotation, biological process: dephosphorylation. Gene Ontology annotation, molecular function: phosphoprotein phosphatase activity. The record is from RefSeq and is a predicted model, not a curated record. The transcript is spliced from 2 exons. The coding region runs from base 483 to 2429 and encodes 648 amino acids. Lineage: Eukaryota; Fungi; Ascomycota; Pichiomycetes; Serinales; Metschnikowiaceae.